AUGUACGCGUUCCAGGGUCCGCUUAUGUUGGUGGGGUUGAACCACAUAACCACCCUCAGUUUAAUAGUUAGCCUGGUGCUGCAUGUUUGCGGUAAAUUCUCGAUCUUGUCGUAUCGUAUACAAAAUAUUCAAAUCCAGUCGAAAGAUAAUUUAAACAGGAAAAUCGAGGAUUUCGUGACCGAUCACAUCAAAUUGAUCAGAAUGGCGAACUCCAUCAAUUCAGCACUGGAAGUUAUCCUUCUGAUCGAUCUGACGCAAACAAGCAUAAGAAUGGCUGUUCUUAUAUACAGUGCCCUUCUAAGUCCCGAAGCAAAUCUCGUGGGCACGUUCACAUACGUUUUGUACAUUUUGUUAGUCACGUCGUUGUUAUACUUGUACUCGUUCAUAGGUGAACGAUUGGCAUACGAGUCGACGAAAGUGACCGAAGCGUACUAUGAUACCGAGUGGCAAGAAUUAUCGGUCCGUAAUCAAAAGCUGUUGCUUCUUGCCAUGCGUUCUGGACGAAGAACGUUAUACCUUACAGCUGGAAAAGUGUACAAUUUCUCCUUGUACGGUUUUAUCCAUAUUAUGAAAACCUCCUUCGGAUACGUUUCUCUAUUACGAACAUUAACUUAA
Habropoda laboriosa is the source of this 615-nucleotide messenger RNA. Its product is annotated as odorant receptor 22c-like. Gene Ontology annotation, biological process: detection of chemical stimulus involved in sensory perception of smell; sensory perception of smell. The record is from RefSeq and is a predicted model, not a curated record. Lineage: Eukaryota; Metazoa; Arthropoda; Insecta; Hymenoptera; Apidae. The coding region runs from base 1 to 615 and encodes 204 amino acids. Gene Ontology annotation, molecular function: olfactory receptor activity; odorant binding. Gene Ontology annotation, cellular component: plasma membrane. The transcript is spliced from 5 exons.